Messenger RNA from Ordospora pajunii, 1260 nucleotides. RefSeq lists its product as uncharacterized. Gene Ontology annotation, molecular function: protein binding. The record is from RefSeq and is a predicted model, not a curated record. The transcript has a single exon. Lineage: Eukaryota; Fungi; Microsporidia; Ordosporidae. The coding region runs from base 1 to 1260 and encodes 419 amino acids.
AUGGCUAACAAUGAUUUUGUGAUUGUGGAAGAAGUUGAGAGACUGAUAAAGAAAUCAGAGUACAGCAAAGCACUGGAGAUGAUUGAUGGAGAGCCAAAAGGCCGAUGGUAUUGGGUGAAUGUGUGCCCAUACAAAGGAUGCAUACUGUAUCAUCAGGGCAAGUAUGAGGAGUCUGUUGCAUUUUUGGAUGAUCUUAUACAGAGAUAUCCUGAAAGUACUGUAGCAAAGAGGUUUCUGUACAAAGGACUCAUGAAGAAUAAUAGAUUCAGGCAAUCCUUUGAUGUUGCAAAACAAUGCUGGAAAGAAGGAGACCACAGGAGAUCUACGCUUAUUUGGAUCUUGGCGUAUUCUUUUGUGUUCCAAGAGUAUGAUAUGCUGAAUGUGCUAUACAUGGACAUAGACGAUCAGCUGCUGCUUUCGAUUGGAUAUAUGUGUGCAGGCCGAUUUGAAUGUGCAGUUGAUUUAAUGAACCAGGUUUCAGGGCAUGAGGAGGCAAAAUGCUAUCUUGAUGCAUUUCUUUCGAUUUGCACCAAGUCUAUGUGGAUGUUGGACUAUGUAGGAUACAUAGAUGAGGAUGUGAUGAUCAGACAGAUAAGCAUGCAUGAGAAUAUAAAUGUAUUGUUUAGUAAGGUGAUAAGACAGGGAUGCGAGUAUGUAGAUGCAAAGGUAUUAUACAUAGCAAAGCAAACGUUGAGCAAAGAAGAGUAUGCGCUGUUUGAAACAAGAUUCAGAUCAUUGGACAUAAUACGCAUGCAUACCUGCAGCAAGAAAUGUUUGAUACGAAAGCUACGAAUGAGGCAUGAAGAAACAAUGCACCAUAAAAAAAGAAAGCCUGGCGCCUUGGAUGUGCAUGCAACGCCACACAAUGUCUCUGGGCAAGUAAGUGGCAACAAGCAUCAAGAAAGGUAUUUUGAACUGAACAGUGCUCUUGAUUCAUUGAUUAGUAAUUGCUAUAAGGGAGUCAUGGAAAUCAAAAGCAUUUAUACCACAGAUAGUUGUGCAGACAUUGGUGAGUAUUUGAAAGAAAGACAAAACUUUUUUGUGUUGAAUAAGAUACAGAAUGCAUAUUCGCUGAACAGCAAUGCCAGAGAGUCGUCUAGGUAUGCGUUUCUGAUAAAGUGUGUUUACCUGAACUACUUCAAAGAUACUUUUGAGUAUUUGCUGAAGCAGAUCGAUGGAGGAGCGGUUGGUGUUGUCAUAGAAAUGCUGAACAGUAGAAUGUUUCGGCACUUAGCUGAUUAUUGCAGCAUAGAUGCAUGA